This is a messenger RNA of Porites evermanni, 2496 nucleotides long. The record is from the annotation of a GenBank genome assembly. NCBI's taxonomy places the organism in Eukaryota, Metazoa, Cnidaria, Anthozoa, Scleractinia, Poritidae.
UGCAACCAAGAACUGAGAGCUUAUAAAGAUGGCGACGUAAUGUUGGGUGGCCUUUUUAGUCUCCAUAUGAUUACCCACGAUAAACAGUGGGAAGUUAAUCCUAGAGAAUUUGGAUUCGCCGAAGCUGUCAUUUUUGCUAUUAAUAGCGUAAACAAGAAUUCCAGUCUUCUACCAAACGUGUCCCUCGGAUAUGACAUAAGAAACUACUGUGACAUUGGGGCACUGGCUAUGAAGAUAGCUUAUGACUUCAAGCGUAAUAGCGAUCCAGUAUGUAUGCAUAAAUCGAACUCCACCAUGUCUUUUGGGAACAGUUCCAUUAUUUGGUCUACCGGGUCAAAGCCCAUCUCAGCGCUUAUCGGUCCUUCCAAUUCCGCCAGCGCGGUCCUGGUAGCAAGCCUACUUCAGGUCGCUGACAUCCCUGCCAUUAGCUCAAUUACAACAAGCUCAGAGUUGAGUUCACAAUUUUACAAAGACUAUUUAAGGACAAUCCCUUCCGAUAAGUGGCGAGCAAAGGUCAUGGCAGACAUCAUAGAGCGCUUUAACUGGACAUACGUGGCAGCUGUUGGGUUAGAGGACUCUUAUGGACUAAACGGAAUUUUGGCGCUAGAAAAAGAAUCGUUCAAGAAUAAUACAUUCUGCAUCGCUUUUUAUGAGUUAAUCUCGCGACUAGACUACCGCGAGAACAUAGAAAAGAUAGUUGCCAGAAUCAACAUGCACCCUGGAAUCGGAGUAAUCAUCGUCUGGCUUUACGACAAAUAUCUCGAGAAAUUCUUAAUGGAGGCAACCAAAGAAGGCUUACAAGGAAAGACUUUGCUAAUGAGCGAUGGAGGCUCUUACGACGAAAAAUUUCUCUCGGACCCACGUUUCUCCAUUCUCAAUGGUUCACUGCUAAUAGAGUCAUACUACUAUCCUGUUCAAGCAUUUAAGGAGCACGUUAAGAGUAUUACUCCUGCAAAAAGCGCCCAGCGCGACGUAAAAUGGUGGAGAGAAAUAUGGCGAUCGCAAUUCAACUGUUCAAUUACCGAAUCGAUUGAUUUCGGGGUUGCCCCUUGUAAGGCCAAUCUCACUCUGGAACGUGCUCUUUUUAAGUUCCUCAGCCCCUACGUGUCUUAUACUAUUGAUGCUGUGUACGCCAUAGCAUAUGCUUUGGAUAACAUUUACCGCUGCACGGCUGAACAAGGUUUUCGAAAUGCAAAUAGUUGUCCUUCGGUCCAUCCGACGAUUAAGGGACGCGAUCUACACAGCUAUCUCAGGAACGUUAGUUUUGAUGGUUUGACCGGAAAAGUGCGAUUUGAUAGUUUUGGGGAUCCUUUCUCUGCUUCAUACAGCAUCAUGAACUUCCAAUGUUCAUCAUCCACAGGAACACGUCUUAGAAAGGUUACGGUGGGAACUUGGAACAAGGACAGCGUGCCUAAACUCAAGAUAAAUACAUCGCAUUUACGUUGGAAAACACUGUCAACUCCGAUGUCUUUCUGUUCAUCUCAAUGCCUACCAGGCACAACAAAGGAAAGCAAAUCGCCUUGUUGUUGGGACUGUGUUAAGUGUCCUCAAGGAACCAUCAGCGCCGAGAUCGGAUCCACGAGCUGCACAGCGUGUGAGCCAGCGACAAAGCCAAACAAUGAGGGCACCAGGUGUGAAAAAUUACCUGUCUUAAACAUCACUCUCACAACCCCCGCGGGAAUGGUCAUAACAGUUACAGCUUCCAUCGGAUUCAUUCUCACCUUGUUAACUUGCCGUAUCUAUGUCAAGUUUCAUAACACCCCUAUCGUGAAGGCUUCUAACAGAGUGAUUUCUUUUCUGUUACUCUUUGGCAUCUCAGGUCUUCAUAUACUAGCCGUCCUCGACCUUUCUCAGCCCAGCAGUAUACUUUGCAUUGCAGCAACUUUCUGGCGUUAUUUUGUCCUCAAUCUGUGUGUUACAGUGCUCUUUACGAAAACGAUGCGGAUUACAAGCGUGUUUGGGGUCGACAAAGUUGCCCAGUUGUUUACACCGUGUUAUAAAACUCAGGGAAGGCAAAUCAUCUUUACUUCUGUCGUGAAUCUAGUCCCAACUUCUCUGUUGGGACUGUGGAUGUCUACUGAUCCGCCUGGGCGCGAGAAGAUCAUCCGUUCAGAUGAGUACAUCUUUCUUCUGUGCAAACCUUAUUACACCGACACUGGCUUCGCACUCUUCAUCACCGUUUCUUGUUACAUAAUUACUGUGGCUCUCUUGUGUACGUACUACGCUUUCAAAGGACGAGGCAUUCCUGAGAACUUUAACGAGACAAAAUACAUAGGAUUCUCUAUGUACAUUCUACUGUUGUCAUCAAUAGCAUAUUACCCAGUGGCGUUUACGUUUGAGAGCAGGUACGUAACACUGGUGUCUUGCCUAACGACGUUAGUAACUUCGCUUGGUUUGUUGGGUUGCAUGUUCGGACCAAAAGUCUACAUCCUCCUUUUCCGCCCACAGCGAAACACGGUGGAACACGUCAGAUCGCAGGUGACGAGUUUUUCGUUU